AUGUCACAAAAGCCUCUUUCGCGCCUCGAGGCAAUUCCAAGAGACAUACUCAUGUGCAUCGAGGAUUUCCUUCCUAAAGAGUCACGUGCAGCCCUGUCCUUGACUAGCAAGCACAUGCGCCACUCGAUCGGUUGGCUGUACUUGGAUCUAUCUGAACAAGAGAAGGUAAGUUUUCUUCGGCUACUCGAGCGCGAAUGCGAGGAAAUUUACUGCCCAUGGUGCAAGAAGCUCCAUGAUGCACGAAAGGCACCAGGCGAUAAGCUUGACUCGCGGUACCAGUGCCGUGGACGUAGCGAUUUCAAGGGGCAUGCAUUCGACCACGAGCCGUUCAUUCCGGGCCAUCACCCUUACAUUUACUACGCGUAUGCCAAGAACGUCCGACUUGGCCGAGACGUAUCGCAGCUUAAAGCAAUGAUAGAGUUGCCAAUCGUAGGGACGCUCGGGGUUUCCGGAAUGGUUAAAACUAGGGCGUUCUCGGUUUUGGUGAACGAGUACGGGGUCUUUUGGCAGAAGAGAGACUCGUAUACGACCAGCGGGCACUGUCAGAUGAAGAACCUCGUGGAACACUGGAUGGAUUUCAGUGCACAUAUUGGACUCUGUCGACACUUGAGCCCAAAGACUACUUUGAAGUCUCAAGAGGGCCAGGGCAGGAUCGUCGUCCGGUGCCGAUGUCCGGUGCCGGGUCACACCGGCAAAUGUGACGAGCGCGACGUCCACUGGUGUGAUAUCUGCCGUAUGGACUUCCUGCUCGAGACACAGGUUUCAGGGAAUGGCCGCGACCAGUUGCACUUCACCACCUGGAUAUAUCUAGGACCUGGUGACGCGGCAAACAACAUCAGAUACAACCAUCACCACCGCCCAUGGGCGGAAGAAGGUAAGGCAGGAGAGGUUGCGAGGUACUCCGGAAUGCCAUCUGCGCUGGGAACACUGCCUGGAAAUAUUCGAACAAAUCCUGGUAGUCUGUAG
Messenger RNA from Neoarthrinium moseri, 966 nucleotides. RefSeq lists its product as uncharacterized. The transcript has a single exon. The record is from RefSeq and is a predicted model, not a curated record. NCBI's taxonomy places the organism in Eukaryota, Fungi, Ascomycota, Sordariomycetes, Amphisphaeriales, Apiosporaceae. The coding region runs from base 1 to 966 and encodes 321 amino acids.